AGCUGAAAUUCUGAAACCGGCAGUGAAGAAGAGAGAAAUUGAACCAUCAACUAGCAUUACACUGGUUACAGAGCGCCCAAGUUCUUCUCGUAAAAGAGGAUCACAACGGAAUUGCACGACAGAGUCAGAACGCUCUACAAUCAAACAAACUGACGUACCCAAGAAAGAGAAAACUAAGAUGAAGGGGGGAAAGCAGAAACAUAUUACGGAUGGAAAUCUGCGCCAAAAGGAGCGAGAAGAGAACCAUAAUAAGAUGAUUGCGAAUGAGAAACCGAGUAAGAGGGUGAUGCAGCUUCGGAAACAACUCGAGGAGACACAACAGAAGCUCAAAAGGGUGACAGUUGUCUCAAAUCAAGAAUUAAAAGAGUUGGAUCAAGAUCUCAAGAAGGCAAAAGAAGCAAUAAGAUUUCGUAUUAUGAAAGUGAUCUACACCCAAAAAAAUAAAAAUUUUGAAGUAUUUGAAAAAUAUCAGGAGGAGGUCGAUGAAAACCAACGAUGGAUUGAUGAAUAUCGCUCCGCAAAUGAGAUACUUCGUGAUACUCUGAAGGAGUUACCGAAGGAAAUUGCAGACUUGAAAAUUGCCAACCAAACUAUGGAAAAAGCGAAUCGAGACGUUGCUGGCCAUCUUGAAGUUCUUAAAAAAGCUUCUGAGAAGUUACAAUCCGAAAAGGACCGACUUCUAGCGACAAGUGAGAAACUCAAGAACGAACAUAUACCUCGCUAUCGACAACAGAUAUUGCGUGGUGAACUACACUUCGAGGCAGAGUCCAAAGCAAAAAAUAUUUAUCGCGAUUGUCUAAUUGAGACAAUGAAGAAAAUUGAGCAAUCCAGGCAAAAGGAUCUAAUUGAAGAUGUAUUUGCGUUGUUCAGCGAGAAAGAGGGAGACGUCAAUACAGAGUUCGUUGCCAAAUUUCUAACCGAUCACUCAGAUGACUCCUCAACUGAUAGUUACAGUGAUAGCGAUAAAUGCAAUGAUUAUGAAUAGGAAAUUGAAGACUUAAAAGUAUAAGAAGAAGCAUUUUUUGGAAAUGGUUAGAUUGGGACACAAUGACGACGAACAAGAUUCGCACAACCAUCUCUUCAGACUUUCUAAUUCAUUUUCACAUCUGAAGUACGUGCGAAAGUAGACCCAAAAAGUAGAAUAGUACAAUAGAGUUUAUGUUAUUUU
Pseudo-nitzschia multistriata is the source of this 1168-nucleotide messenger RNA. The record is from the annotation of a GenBank genome assembly. NCBI's taxonomy places the organism in Eukaryota, Bacillariophyta, Bacillariophyceae, Bacillariales, Bacillariaceae.